CCGCAUGUGUAAACGAGCGGGUCUUGGGCGCUUUAAAAAUGGCGGAAUAACCGUCCGGCUAUUUCUCUUCGAAGGCAAUGGCGGAAUUGAAGGAUGCUGUGACAACGUCCGUUGUGAAAUCUGCGAAACAGAAAGAGAAAAUAUACGCUGCAGUAUUUUUAAGCACCGUUGCAAGUAUUUCUGCCUUUGCUGGCUUUGCCAGAGCAGUGGGGAUUACCAAAAAGCAAGAUCCAAAACACUUUGGAGAAGGAAUUUCUGGCAUUAAAGGAAUUAAUGAAACAGGAGCAUCAUUAGCGAUACGAGCCCUUGGCUGGGGUUCGCUUUGUGCUAUCACAGGAUGUAGCUUAUUUUUCUAUGGAAUCUGGAAAAUUUCUGGAGCCACUAAUGCAGAAGAAUUUAGAUUCAAAAUGGGUUCUUUACUACCAAAAAUACCAAAGAAGAAUCCACCUCAAAGCAGAACAGAAUUUGAAGGUUUAACAGAUCUAUUGACAUACAUCUCCGAAGAUUGGGGACAAAAUAAAGAGGAAUAAAAAUUUGAACAUGCAUAUAUAUAACGUGUAUAUAUCUUGCUUAUGACCAGCAGGUCAUUAUGACAUUUAAUAGAUUUACGAAUGGCGUGAUCAGUCGAGAAUCGUACGAUAGUAUGAUGAAUCAUGCAUGAGUUUAUCGCGUGUUACCAAAUAACUCAUCGUAUAUUGAAUAGAUUGAAUGAGUUUUUUAUAAAACCGUAAAUUAAAUCAAUAGCAAGUUAACUUGUGGAUAAAUAUUUUAUAUAUUUAUUGUAUAUCUAGUUAUAUAUACAUACAAUAUUACUUAAAUAAAAAUUAUAAAAUUAUAAUACACCCGAGGAAUGUUAUUACCAGCAUCAAAUUAAGAAAAGUAGUUAUUUAGUAAACGUGGUUAAUUACUGUAAUAUAAUUAUGUUAUAUUAAUUAUUCGCAAAAAAGCUACUUUUUCCUAUUUUAGAGCAAGUUAAUGAUAUUUGAACUCCUGUGAUCCAUACAAACUAGGAUUUGUUUUUAUAGUUUUAGUUAUUAUAUAUUUGGAAAAAAGUUAAAUUUUUUGAUAAUAAAGUACUACUGAAAUAAAACACUACUAUAUUAGAGUCUUAUGCUUAGCAAAAUAUUUAAUUUGCACUUUUACAUUUGUGUUUGGCGCUGUUGCUUUACAUUGCUUUUUUUUAUUUAAACUCUAUGAGAUAUAUUAGAUUAUCUAUAGUCUAUAAAUGAAUUUAAAAAAAAAUUCAAGAUUUAUCAACUAUCGUCUAAAAAAAUUUUAAGACUAAUUUAAAUUUAACAGAAUUCGCAAUAUUUUGGAAAAAUAUUUCUAAAUAUUGAGUUUUCGAUAUUUUUCGUAAAAUUAUGUAAUUUUUAAAAAGCUAAAAAAAUGAUAAAUAAAAAAUCUUGUUUAGAAAUAGUCAUUAAGAGAUUUAAUAUUAUAUAAAAAAUGUAACGUUAAUUUAUUUGUUAUUUUAUAAAUAAUUUAUAUAAAUGUAUGCAAUUUUUGUAUUUCUUUAUGUAAGAGGGAGUAAAUUAUGAUCUUUUUCUAAAAUAAAAUUGAUAUAUCUUGUA
This is a messenger RNA of Cataglyphis hispanica, 1571 nucleotides long. RefSeq names its product transmembrane protein 242. The transcript has 3 exons. The coding region runs from base 78 to 530 and encodes 150 amino acids. Lineage: Eukaryota; Metazoa; Arthropoda; Insecta; Hymenoptera; Formicidae. The record is from RefSeq and is a predicted model, not a curated record.